This is a messenger RNA of Coccinella septempunctata (seven-spotted ladybird), 1071 nucleotides long. RefSeq names its product protein-L-isoaspartate(D-aspartate) O-methyltransferase (gene Pcmt). NCBI's taxonomy places the organism in Eukaryota, Metazoa, Arthropoda, Insecta, Coleoptera, Coccinellidae. The transcript has 4 exons. Gene Ontology annotation, molecular function: protein-L-isoaspartate (D-aspartate) O-methyltransferase activity. The coding region runs from base 138 to 875 and encodes 245 amino acids. The record is from RefSeq and is a predicted model, not a curated record. Gene Ontology annotation, biological process: protein modification process. Gene Ontology annotation, cellular component: cytoplasm.
CGAUUAUCACCUAAUCCAUAGAGAAGACUAAUGAUACUUCAACAAGGAAAUAGUAAACAAGAAACCAAAGUAAAAAAUUCGAAUUUACUGCAGAAACCUAAAUUUAUUAUGAGGUCAAUAUAGGGGACAAGCCGUAUAUGCGAAAAUUGUUGUUCACUGUUGCCUUCCUAGUAUUAUCAUUAAUUGCAGUCAUGGCUUGGAGAUCCCAUGGAAAGACUAAUGUGGAAAUGGUUAGGAACUUGAGAGCAAAUGGCAUCAUAAAAAGUGACCAAGUGGAAAAUGCAAUGCUCUCAGUCGAUCGUUGUCAUUAUUCAAAAAACAAUGCUUACAUGGAUGCCCCACAGAGUAUUGGAUAUGGGGUUACCAUUAGUGCACCUCAUAUGCAUGCUCAUGCAUUGGAGCUAUUAAAACAUCAGUUGAUUAAUGGUACAAGAGCCUUAGAUGUGGGUUCUGGUAGUGGUUAUCUAACUGCAUGUAUGGCUCUCAUGUUGGGUGAUAAAGGUGUUGCUGUGGGAAUAGAUCACAUUUCAGAAUUAGUUGAAAUGUCUAGACUGAACAUCAUGAAGGAUAACCCACAGUUACUUGAAUCGGAAAGAGUUAAACUUGUUACUGGGGAUGGAAGGAAGGGAUAUCCUGAAAUGGCUCCAUAUGAUGCAAUUCAUGUAGGAGCUGCGGCACCUACACUUCCCGAAGAUUUAGUUUCUCAGCUGAAGGUUGGUGGCAGAUUGAUUAUUCCUGUAGGACCAUCAGGGGGUGAUCAACAAUUGGAGCAAAUAGAUAAGUUGGAAGAUGGUUCAAUAUCAAGGAAAAUUUUGAUGGGAGUUGUCUAUGUACCCCUUACUGAUAAAUCUAGGCAAUGGCCCCGCAUAAAUUGACUUGUAACAACUUUGGUUUUAUUUUUGUUACUUAUUCUUAUGUUGAAACUGCAAAAAAUUGUUGUGAAUUGACUGUACCCAGACUUGUAGAGUGUGUAAUGUUUAUUUAAAUUUUAUUAGUUUCAUCUAGUUUGAUUCAGGUUUGUUCUAUUUUUGUUUUAUAAAUAUGCUUGGAAAAAAAGGUUUUUUUAAUGGA